AGCAAGAUGGCGGCCGUCGUAGAAAGAGUAGAUGGAUGUGUUGGGUCGUUGGACUCAGAUACGGUGUCACCGAGGCAGUCCAGCCCUCCACCGGACCAGCCGCACCAGAACAACCCGCUGUUGGGACUGCCCAUUGUGGCCAUUGAGACAAUUCUCAAUUUUCUGUCUUACGAUGAAAUCAGCCUGCUGCGCUCGGUGUGUAAGCGUAUGGACAUGAUCUGCCAGCGUGUCCUGAAUCAGGGCUUCCUCAAGGUGGAGCGUUACCACAGUCUGUGCCAGAGGCAAGUCAAAGCCCAGCUGCCCAGGCGAGAGUCAGAGAGGAGAAACCAUUCGCUGGCCCGUCAUGCUGACAUCCUAGCUGCCGUAGAGACACGCCUGUCUCUGCUCAACAUGACCUUCAUGAAAUAUGUCGACUCCAACCUCUGCUGCUUCAUCCCAGGAAAGGUGAUAGAUGAGAUUUACCGCGUGCUGCGCUAUGUGAAUUCCACUCGGGCGCCCCAGCGAGCUCAUGAGGUCCUGCAGGAGUUGAGGGAUAUCUCCUCCAUGGCCAUGGAGUACUUUGAUGAGAAGAUUGUCCCUAUCCUGAAGAAGAAGCUUCCAGGAGCUGAUCUGUCCGGCCGCCUUAUUGGCUCUACACCAGUGGCAGGUCCUUCUACCUCCCUGACCACCAUGUCCCUGCUGGCCAAGAACACACCAUCCCGCUCUGAGAUGACCAAGGUGCAGCAGCAGGUAAAGGUGAAUGGGGCGUCAAUGACAGUACUGCGAAGGGAAAUGCAGGAAAUUCGUGUCAAGCAGCUGGAGCAGCAGAAACAGCUGCAGGACCAGGAGCAGAAGCUGCUGGAACAGACCCAAGUGAUCGGUGAGCAGAAUGCCCGCCUUGCCGAGCUGGAACACAAGCUUCGUGAACUGAUGGACAGUAGUGCUGCUGCUAUGGGAGGACCCAGGCCCGGCACAGCUGCCCCCUCUACAUCUAGCAGCACGGCUGUGUCUUCUACUGUUGCUAGCACAUCUGGUACUGUGUUGGCAAGUGGCAGUUUGGCAGCAGCCUCUCUACCCAGAGAGCCAGAGGGUGAGGGAGGGUCGUCACUCAAACGUACCAGAAAGAGCUCAGACCUUCCACGACAGUCCAAACGGCUUCGCAGCAAGAAAUAAGAGACUCUGUGUGCCAUUGAGUUCAAGUUUUGUUUUUGGUUUUGAGCUCUGACUGAUUACACCUUCUCCUCAAUUCUCUGUGUCACCAACCAC
Molecule: messenger RNA, 1245 nt
Organism: Plectropomus leopardus (leopard coralgrouper)
Lineage: Eukaryota; Metazoa; Chordata; Actinopteri; Perciformes; Serranidae
Gene: fbxo28
Product: F-box protein 28
Biological process (GO): protein polyubiquitination
Molecular function (GO): protein binding
Source: RefSeq, a predicted model, not a curated record